Molecule: messenger RNA, 1038 nt
Organism: Fusarium keratoplasticum
Lineage: Eukaryota; Fungi; Ascomycota; Sordariomycetes; Hypocreales; Nectriaceae
Product: PKS-ER domain-containing protein
Exons: 2
Coding region: 1-1038 (345 amino acids)
Molecular function (GO): oxidoreductase activity, acting on NAD(P)H
Source: RefSeq, a predicted model, not a curated record
AUGGCAACACAUACCGCAGCUUGGAUCAAGCACAAGCACGCUCCUUUGGAGAUUGGCCCUAUUGAAACUCCGACUCCGGGGCCUGGGGAGAUUCUUGUCAAAGUCCGAUUUAUUGCUUUCAGUCCAAUUGAAUCCAAGCAACAGAAGAUUGAAGUUCAUCCUUUGACCUACCCCAAUAUCCUCGGUCUCUCAUUCUCUGGCGUUGUUGAGAGCGUCGGCCCUAGUGUUGAGAAAUUCUCCAAGGGCGACAACGUAGCUGUUGCUCGCCCCCACGGCAAAGCGAAUGAUCCAAGAUUUGGGUCUUUCCAGCAAUAUGCGCUUGCAUGUGCCGAGAAUACGUCCAAGCUGCCAUCCAGCGAGUUCUUAGAGUCGGGAGCCAAGGUUGUUCUCAAUCUCGCUACCGUCACAGCAGCAUGCUCUCACUUUCUUGGCCUAGAACGACCUGGUCUUGAUAAAUCCAAGUCUCAGAGGGGUGAAAGAAUCCUUGUAUAUGGAGGUUCAAGCUCUUGUGGUGGCCUUGCCAUACGAUAUGCGGCAGCUGCUGGUUAUGAAGUUGUCACCACUUCUUCACCUAAAAACCGUGAAUAUGUCACUUCCUUGGGUCCGGUUGCGGUGAUCGAUCACACCAGCCCUCCCGGCAAGAUCAUCCAGGACCUGCAAAGUCACGGCCCCUAUCAUCGCAUUUUGGACACCAUCGGUAUUCCGCCAGUUACCAACAUUAUUACCAAGUAUCUCAGCAGCGCCGGCGGAGGAUCUUACAACACUCUUAUUCCCGUUUUCCCAGGCACAAACCCAAUCCCAGAGAAUGUGGAACGCAGAUUCGAGUCAUACGGAUGGAUCUUCAAUAACCCAGAGCAUGAAGAGUUCAGGAAGUGGUACUAUGAAACGUUAGUACCCCAGGGACUUGAGUCUGGAGUCAUUGUGUCCACUCCGUCGCAACGGGUCGAUGGAGGGCUUGCCAACACUCAACAUGCACUGGAUAUCAUGGACCGAGGGGAAGUGAGCGGGCAUAAGCUUGUCCUGAACCCAUGGGACUAG